Messenger RNA from Sphenostylis stenocarpa, 342 nucleotides. The record is from the annotation of a GenBank genome assembly. Lineage: Eukaryota; Viridiplantae; Streptophyta; Magnoliopsida; Fabales; Fabaceae.
AUGGAGGAGUUUCAGAGAUCAAGGUCUUACGCAAAUGGGCAAAUGAUGCAGAUUGAGAGCUACUAUGGAGCCCCUAGCAGGCCUUAUGAUCUCAGAUGUUACAGUGCUUCCUAUGCUCAAACUCAAAUGGGUCCUAGGGACUUGAAGUUGAAGAAAGGGAAAAGCAUUUCUGCAGCAUCUUCUUUCUCCAGGUCUUGGACCUUGGCUGAUCCUGAGCUUCAGAGGAAGAAGAGGGUUGCCAGCUACAAAAUGUAUUCUGUCGAAGGCAAGAUCAAAGGCUCCUUCAGAAAAAGCUUCAGGUGGCUCAAGAACAAGUACUCUCAAGUCGUUUAUGGCUGGUAG